AUGACUCUGGGGACGGACAUGUCCGACAAUUCUGCUUUGUCCGACGACGUGGAUAUAGACGUGGUUGGGGGAGACAUUGUCAAGGACGGGAAAUAUCUUCAUCACCACCACAAUUUCCACUUGGACAAUGACUCCGACGAUAAUCUGUCUCAAAAUGCGGGUGAAGGCGCCGCCUCUCCGAGCCAUGGCAGUUUAGAAUGCCCUGCUGACCGAGUAGGGGCUGGUGAAGAGCACGGUGCGGGGGCUCUGGUUGGCGACAAGCCAGGGAAGAACGCCUUAGUUAAGCCCCCUUACUCCUAUAUCGCCCUGAUCACCAUGGCUAUCUUGCAGAGUCCGAAGAAACGUUUGACUCUGAGUGAGAUCUGCGAGUUCAUAAGCAACAGGUUUCCAUACUACCGAGAGAAGUUCCCUGCGUGGCAAAAUUCAAUCCGUCACAACCUCUCACUAAAUGACUGCUUUGUAAAGAUUCCCCGUGAACCUGGCAACCCUGGUAAAGGCAAUUACUGGACCCUCGACCCGGAGUCGGCCGACAUGUUCGACAAUGGGAGUUUUCUGCGAAGGAGAAAACGUUUCAAGAGGCACCAGUCCAGUGACAUCCUCAGGGAGGCGGGAGGAUUUCUACCUGGGUUCGGGUAUGGUCCUUAUGGUUACAACUACGGCCUCCAACUGCAAAAUUUCCAUGCACAUCAUCCGUAUCACCCACACCAUCCGGGAGGUGCUUUCCCUUUCCAAAAUGCAACUUGUGCUCUCCCGACCCCCGCCUCAAUAUUCUCCACACCGCACUCUCUCCCGUCGAUUUUAGGAGCAGAACUGAGAAAACCAUUUUAUCCACCACUUAGCCCAACUCUGCCUGGUCUAGCGCCGCUUAAAACGGACGCUAACACUCCUAGCCGGCCCUCUUUCUCCAUAGACAAUAUAAUUGGGGGAGCCAGUUCGCCGGCCUCUCCUUAUAGUGCACAACCGAGUGGCCAGGCACAUAUCGUCGCAAUGCUUACCCCAACUCUCGCCUCAGCGUCAAACCACUUAAAUAUUUCACAGGAGACAUUACUACAACCGGGCGCACAGACAUUCACCAGCAAAACUACAAACCUUAACUGUCAUUUUUAA
This is a messenger RNA of Chanos chanos (milkfish), 1107 nucleotides long. It is a transcript of the gene foxd2, whose product is annotated as forkhead box D2. Gene Ontology annotation, biological process: regulation of transcription by RNA polymerase II; anatomical structure morphogenesis; cell differentiation. The coding region runs from base 1 to 1107 and encodes 368 amino acids. The record is from RefSeq and is a predicted model, not a curated record. The transcript has a single exon. Gene Ontology annotation, molecular function: DNA-binding transcription factor activity, RNA polymerase II-specific; RNA polymerase II cis-regulatory region sequence-specific DNA binding. NCBI's taxonomy places the organism in Eukaryota, Metazoa, Chordata, Actinopteri, Gonorynchiformes, Chanidae.